AUGAAGCAAGGGGCUGAGGCAAAAGUUGGACGCUCAGAUCAGGGACGCCUCUAUUACAAGUGCAAGCACUCUGAUAAGUGCAAGUUCGAUGUGCGUGCAUCUUGUCACGGCGGAGGGAUGUGGGGAGUGCAUAAGUUUAAAGAGCACUCUUGCCAAGGGGAAUUGGGAAUUUUGAAACGAAUAAAGGUACACUCGAAUGUGGUUGCAGCUUAUGUGGAAAAAAGAAUACGCGAUGAUGGAGAGGUCAUUAAGCCGAAAUCUAUUAUGGCGGAGUUGUUACGUGAAUUUGGCGUCAUAAUCAAAUAUGAUGUCGCGCUGUGCGCAAGAAAUCUCAGCUUAGAGAAGAUAUACGGUCGAAUUGAUGAUUCGUUCCUUCUUCUGCCAAAAUAUUUGUAUGCCCUAAGGCAAGCGAAUCCAGGCACCGUUAUGGAUUUGGAAGUAGACGAAAACAAUCGGUUCAAACAUCUGUUUCUUGCUCUUGCGGCUUCCAUCUCACCUUUCUACUUUUCGCUUCGACCAGUGAUUGUGGUCGACGACACACACUUGAAGGGGAAGAACAAUGGUAUUUUGUUCGUCGCCGUGACAAAAGACGGAAAUGAGCAAGUUUUUCCGUUGGCAUUUGGUGUCGGGCCGAUCGAGAAUGAUGAGUCAUGGAAGUGGUUCUUGUCAAAUGUGAGACAAACUUUUGGUCAGCCCGACAACUUACUAGUUGUCUCUGAUGCGCAUAACAAAAUUAAGGGCUACGGGCAAGCUGUUGUUGAGCUUUUCCGCCAGGCUGCAUACGCCUACGUGGACUCAAAAUUUUCACGUGCAAUGUCGGCUAUGGCUCAAUUGAAGCCGGCGGCGUACGGGAAGUUGAUGCGCGUAGGCCUAAGAACCGAGGCUUUGAAUGCCCGUUUGUUGUGGGCCAGACGCCUUUCUAUAUGCUCCAUGCUGGAGGCAAUCAGGAUGGUUCUGGAGCAGUGGUUCAAUGACAGACUUGCGUCUGCGGAAGAGAGCGAGGAUCUUCUUACUCCAGAGGCAACACAGAAGAUAAGUGCGGAGAUCUCAAAGAGUCGUCGUUACACUGCGAAGAGGACCUCCGAGAGAAAAUACAGGGUUCGUGCUGGUGAUCGUCGCUUCAUGGUUGACCUUCAAGCGAAGAGCUAUGAAUGCAAUGAAUUCGAACUGGACGGCAUGUCGUGUUCUCAUGCGAUCGCAGCCAUUACUGAGGCGAACGAGCCAGUGGAAGAUUACGUGGAAGCUUACUACAAGCGGAGUUCACUGGUUCAAACAUACUCCGGUUCAGUAAAUCACUUGCCUCCCUUAGAGCAUUGGGAAAUUCCGUUUGAAAUUGCAACUGAUAUUGUUUUGCCAAACCUUUCUCGGCGACAAGCUGGUCGACCAAGAGAAUCUAGAAUUCCUUCAGCUGGUGAGAGGCCGACUCAGAGGACUACUACAACGGAUGCAUCAACUAGUCUGGGAAAACGAGCACCCAAAACCUGUGGCACCCUGAUAAUCCCAUCAUGUCCUCCAAUGGCAUUGACAUCAACAAUAUCUUCGUCAAAAUUCGGACAAUUUUCAGAUUGA
Molecule: messenger RNA, 1569 nt
Organism: Salvia miltiorrhiza (redroot sage)
Lineage: Eukaryota; Viridiplantae; Streptophyta; Magnoliopsida; Lamiales; Lamiaceae
Exons: 5
Coding region: 1-1569 (522 amino acids)
Source: RefSeq, a predicted model, not a curated record